GGCAGUAGUAGUUUUAUUGUGAAGCAGUGUUUCCUGUGUGCUCUGUGUUUUCGUGUACCUCUUCUCGCGUGUGUCUCGUGUUUCUUCCUGCUCCUCUGUUCCGGAGGAUCUUAGAUCUUGUACAAACUUUACCCGCUUUAAAAUGACUUUGUGUUAAACUUUUACUCCGGAUCUUUCUGUAAAGUCCGGAUUCACGAUGAUUCUGUCUCUUCUGUGCGCGAGUCUCUGCGUUUGUUUCAUCACAGCUGCAGUUUCUCCGCCGCUGGAACAAGACGAGUACGACUCUCUGUACUCGAGGCUGGAGGACUUCGAGGUCUUGUCCUGGUCUGGAUUUCAGACUCACUCGGUCCGACGCCGUGACCUGGAGCCGCAGAGCCACAGUGAGAAACUGCUCAGCUUCAGUGCCCUCCACAGGCACUUCCGGCUGUACCUGCGGACCAAUGAGGAGCUGUUCUCUGAGGGCUUCAAAGUCGUGGUCGUCGAGGGCGGAGUUGAGCGAGAAUAUCCUGUGAACCGCAACAACUACUACACUGGACAUGUCAUCGGAGAGGAGCACUCCAGAGUCCAGGCGCUCAUCGAUGACACCGAGUUCUCGGCUCGAAUCUUCACUCACGAUGGAGAGUUCAACAUCGAGCCGUUGUGGAGGUUCAGCACAGCACCCCCUGAUGACCGUCUGCUGGUGUAUCGCUCUGAGGACAUAAAGAACCUGAGCCGAGUCCACCAGCCCUCAGUUUGCGGCUACACGACCUCUGACCCCUCACUGCUCCUGCCUGAUGGGGUGAGGGAGGAGCUGAGGGAGGUGGAGGAGACAAGUGAGACAGAGUGGAGGGGCAGGCGUCAGGUGUAUGACCACAGCAGAAACACGUGUCCGCUGUUGCUUGUGGCCGAUCACCGAUUCUUCAAAAACAUGGGCCGAGGAGAAGAGAGCACCACCCUCAACUAUUUGAUUGAGUUGAUUGAUCGGGUGGAUGAUAUUUACAGAAACACGUCGUGGGACCAAGAGUUCAGUGGAUACGGAGUCCAGAUCCAACAGAUCAUCAUAGAAAAGAAUCCAACCCCGGUGCUCCCAGGACAGAGCCACUUUAACAUGGAGGGCAGCCCGGAGCAGGGGAAGGAGGUGUGGGAAGUCAAGGCGCUGCUUGAGCAGUUCUCAUUGGACAUUGCGGAGAAGGCGUCAAAUGUGUGUCUCGCUCACCUCUUCACGUAUCAGGACUUUGACCAAGGAACGCUCGGACUCGCCUACGUCGCCCCCUCCAAACCGGAUAUCGCUGGAGGACUCUGCUCCAAAUCAUGUCCAACUUCUUCAAACGCUCAGAGAGCAAUCUAUCUGAACACAGGUCUCACCAGCACCAAGAACUAUGGCAAAACCAUCCUGACCAAGGAGGCUGACCUGGUGACCACUCACGAGCUGGGACAUAACUUUGGGGCGGAGCAUGACCCGGACAAAAUGGCGGAGUGCGCUCCACGAGAGGAUCAGGGUGGGAAGUACGUCAUGUACCCCAUCGCUGUGAGUGGAGACCACGCCAACAACAAGCUCUUCUCAGAGUGCUCUAAGCGUUCUAUAGUGAAGCGUCUCCGGUGGAAGGCUCCCUCCUGCUUUAAGCCCAGGACGGUGAACGUUUGUGGGAAUUCUCGUGUGGAGCAGGGAGAGGAGUGUGACCCCGGUCUCCUACACCUGACCUCUGACCUCUGCUGCACCAGCACCUGCCAGCUUCGGGAGCAUGCACGCUGCAGUGACAGGAACAGUGCCUGCUGUAGAAACUGUCAGUUUGAGGUCAAAGGUCAAGUGUGUCAGGAGCCCAUUGAGGCCACGUGUAAAGGCCACUCCUACUGCACAGGGGACAGUAGUGAGUGCCCGCCCCCGGAGAACGCCCCCGACCACAGCUCAUGCCUAGACAGCGGGCGCUGUAAGGACGGAGUCUGCGUGCCCUUCUGCCAGGUGGAGCUACAGCUGCCACCCUGCGCCUGCAACGAAACGCAUUCUUCCUGUAAGGUAUGCUGCCUCACCAGCAGGGGGCAGUGUACUCCAUACAAGGACGAUCGGGGCUUCCUGUUUCUUAGAAAGGGCAAACCGUGCACGGUGGGAUUUUGCGACGGAGACGGGAAGUGCAUGAAGCAGGUGCAGGAUGUGAUCGAGCGUCUGUGGAACUUUAUUGACAAACUGGACAUAAACACGUUUGGGAAGUUUCUGGCCGACAACAUUGUCGGGUCUGUGCUGGUCUUCUCUCUGCUGUUCUGGGUCCCGCUCAGCGUCCUGGUACACUGUGUGGACCGAAAACUGGACCAACAGUUCGAACAGAACACCAAGUCCCUCUUCUUCCCCAGUAAUGGGGAGCUCUUGAGCAGUCUGGACUCUGCCUCAGUUCGGAUCUUUAAGCCCUCAUUUCCAUCUGCAAUGAGGUUCCAGUCGGCGUUUGGACCGAACCAGACCAGCACCCCGCCAGUGUCCUGCUCCGAGGGCCCGGACCAUCCCAGGGACCCUCUCAAAGACCCCCACAGGGACCUCCUCAGGGAUCCCCAUACGGAGCCCCCCAUGAAUGCUGAGCGCAGUAACAUGUUGGUGGAUGGACACCGAAUGGCCACGAUCCAGGAACAGCCCGACCUCGACCAAUCACUGCCCAGCGACCUUGAGAUUGACCAAUCACAGCGCAGCGAGGGGGCGUGGGCUAAAAGGUCCUUCGACGAUUUAACCGAAAACAAACCCAACCCAAAACAAAACACUCCAACCAAAGACAGGGACCAGACAAGAACUAAACCAGGAUUAAACCGGGACUACAGACUUCAGAGACAACUCAGCCCCAAAGAGACCCAGUGUUAGACCCGAAAUGAGACUGAACCAGGGCUGGACCGGGUUUAGACUGGGGCUAGACCAGGACCAGGGCCUGCACAGAGACUAAACUUGGUCUGGAUAAACAUUUACUAAGCUAAAGACAAUCAUUGAAAUACAGCCAUAAUAAUGCAGAUGAAAGUGCUAGACCAGGACUAGACCAGGACUAGACCAGGACUAGACCAGGACUAGACCAGGACUAGACCAGGACUAGACCAGGACUAGACCAGGACUAGACCAGGACUAGACCAGGACUAGACCAGGACUAGACCAGGUUUAAACCAGUCUUUUUUUGCCGCUUAUAAACCUUCAGUGUGAACCUUUAAUUGUAUUUAUUUAGUAUUUGUUAUGUUCAAUAGUUUUUAUGUUCUUGAUGUUUAAAAAGUGCCUCACCCAGUAUCAGUAUCAUAAAUCGGUUAAACUUCUGUCUGUAACUUUUACACAUAAAGAUUUAGUAAGAAAAUCAGUUUUUAUUUUACUGUUUUUAUUUACAGAAGUACCACAAGAGUCAUGUGACCACCUCUAAUUCCAUUGCUCCAAUUAGUGACAUUACGCUGUUACAGUAGAUUAAGUCCAUUCAUAUUCAGCUUUUUCUGGGUUGUGGAGUCAUGGAGUCAGCAGUCUGAGCAGAAAUGUCCAGACUUUCCUCACCCCAGACUCUUCCUCCAGCUCUUCUGGGGGGAUCCUGAGGCGCUCCCAGGCCAGCCAGUAGAGUUUGUGUCCUAGGUCUGAUACAAAGGGAGGGCAUCUGAUAGACACAUUCGCUCCAGUGUGUCCUGGGUUUUCCCUGGGGCCUCCUCAUGGAACAGAUGCCUGAGUCCCAUCAGCUCUACUCCGAGCUCCUCUCAUGUGACUGAGAUCCUCACCCUGUCUUUAAGGGAGCACUCAGCCACAAGGUUUAAAAUUCAGUUAAUUUAUUUUGUUAACUUUGCUGAUGUGUUCGGGUUUUGGUAUCAUGAAGCAUUACAUGCUUCAUUAUACCAAUAAUUACUGCAUUGUAAGAAUUCCUCCAACUGCAUAUUUUUAGCUACUGUUAAUCAGUUUUAUUUUCACAUGUAUAAAAAAUGCAAACAUAAAAUUAUAAUUUCCUGCU
Molecule: messenger RNA, 3920 nt
Organism: Periophthalmus magnuspinnatus
Lineage: Eukaryota; Metazoa; Chordata; Actinopteri; Gobiiformes; Gobiidae
Gene: adam17b
Product: ADAM metallopeptidase domain 17b
Exons: 19
Coding region: 197-2818 (873 amino acids)
Biological process (GO): membrane protein ectodomain proteolysis; Notch signaling pathway
Cellular component (GO): plasma membrane
Molecular function (GO): metalloendopeptidase activity
Source: RefSeq, a predicted model, not a curated record